AUGGAACGCAUCGAUGAAUCAAAGGAAACAACACAACCAAACUUUUUUCUACCACACCAUCCGGUUACCAGAGAAGACAGCAGCACUACCAAGGUGCGCGUCGUGUUUGACGCUUCAUGUAAAGGUACAAAUGGAAUUUCUCUCAAUGAUGCCAUAUGUUGCAAAAAUGUAUCGUCAAAUACGGCUGGAUCCAGCAGACACACCACUGCACCGGAUAUUUUGGCGAUUUUCUCCUUCGGAAUCGUGUCUGUGUACGAAUUAAAAACGGUUACAUAUGGUACCACUUCAGCACCAUUUUUAGCCACCCGUGUCCUUCAAAAACUCGCUGAAGAUGAACGCGAAAAUUACCCUGCUGCAGCAAAGGCCACCUGUGAAGAUUUUUAUGUGGACGAUUUAUACUCAGGUGCUGACACAGUUGAAAAUGCAGCAGUACUGCGCCACCAGCUAGAUUCCAUGUUUUCAUCAGCAGGUAUGCAACUUAGAAAGUGGGCGAGCAACAGUCAUGCAGCACUCGAAGGCGUCCCCCAGGCUGACAGGGCACUACAAUCGUUAGUUGAUUUAGACAAGGACCAAUCAAUUAUAACACUUGGCCUGCACUGGGAGCCAAGCACCGAUAAACUGAAAUACGUAAUCCGUAAUGAGCACCUCGAAAUUCGCACAACUAUAACAAAGCGAGCAGUGCUUUCGCGGAUAGCUAAGCUUUUCGAUCCAUUGGGCUUGGUCGGCCCUGUGGUAUUAGAUGCCAAAAUUUUUAUGCAAACAUUGUGGACGCUUAAAGAAAAAAAUGGAAAACCUUGGGAUUGGGACCACGAGCUGCCACAGACAAUGAUAGAGAGUUGGAAUUCGUAUCGCUCUCAGCUUAUUUCAUUGAACGACCUUCGAAUCGAUCGGUUUAUCUCAUGCCCAAGCCCACGUUCGCUGGAGUUACACCUUUUUUCCGAUGCAUCACAGCUGGCUUACGGUUGUUGCUGCUAUCUGCGGUCGGCUAGCGCAUCGGGUAAAACACGGGUUGCCCUGCUGACAUCACGCUCAAAGGUGGCACCACUAAAACAACAAACCAUUCCAAGACUGGAAUUAUGUGGAGCAAGAAUGGCAGCUGAACUAUAUGUCAAGGUUCGAGAUGCGCUUCGGAUCAUCGAUACUACCUACUUUUGGGUGGAUUCAAAAUUUGUGUUGAGCUGGCUAUAA
This is a messenger RNA of Wyeomyia smithii (pitcher-plant mosquito), 1188 nucleotides long. RefSeq lists its product as uncharacterized. The record is from RefSeq and is a predicted model, not a curated record. Lineage: Eukaryota; Metazoa; Arthropoda; Insecta; Diptera; Culicidae. The transcript is spliced from 2 exons. Bases 1 to 1188 code for a protein of 395 amino acids.